UUCCUAAUAAAUAGAAGCUUGUGCAGUUCCUGAAGCACCCAAACUAACUAUCAUGAGAAUCUUUUGCUUUCUCUUUGCUUUUCUCUUUCUGUUUUUCCAGGUUCAGGCUUCCCCAGGGAGUAUGGAAGAGGCUACACAGGAACAUGUAGCUGAAGCUGGGCAGAUAGAGAAGACAAAGCUUAAGGAUAGUAGAGGAGAUGAUCCUCUCCCAAGAAGCAGCCCAAUAAAUGAUGCCGAAAGCUGUAAGAUGCGUUCCGGUCUUUGUCGCAAUGGAAUGUGUCCCUGGAAGGAGACCAAAGUGGGAAAAUGUGCCUUUGCUAAACCUUGCUGUAAAAGAAACCAUCUCUAACCCUAAGGUUAAGGAAUCAUAGGAGAAAGACUGAGGACUUCUUUGAGACAAUCACCUAGCUUAUAUCAAACUUUUGUCAAGCAAUAAUGGCUCCUAACCAAUAACCAUCCUCAAUCAUGUUCUUUCUCCCCUCUUCUUUUUCCCUGGAACAGACAUAAGUUUCUUCUUGGGUGACACAGAAAGUGAAAUCUCUCCUCUUUGAAUGUCUUAUUCACAAGUCUAUUCUUCUGCACAGACAUCUGGACACUAACCUUGUGAUGAACUCUGCUUCAAAUAAGAGACAGAUAAUCAUUCCGGCCUCCCAGCUCAUAGACUUUACAAUUACUUGGUUUCUGGAAGUUGAGGCCUUACCUUGGGUUUUUCAGGCUUUGUAAAUGCUACAUGGAAUAAACUUAAUUGUUUUUAAGCCAUUAAAA
Molecule: messenger RNA, 765 nt
Organism: Dromiciops gliroides (monito del monte)
Lineage: Eukaryota; Metazoa; Chordata; Mammalia; Microbiotheria; Microbiotheriidae
Product: defensin-B5-like
Exons: 2
Coding region: 53-349 (98 amino acids)
Biological process (GO): defense response
Cellular component (GO): extracellular region
Source: RefSeq, a predicted model, not a curated record